AUGGCCGACCAACCUUCAUCGGCACCAAUCAACCUUAGGCCAAGCCCUUUCUUAACACGCCUAAGAUUCGCUGUUAGGAUACGGGUGCUUAAAUUCCUCCUAAAAACCGUCUUUCAGGCGCUCAAUCUCCCAGGGAUCCGUGACAAGUCGGUACAGCCAACUUUCACAAAGGUCUACCCGUGCCAGCCGGGACUUACCAACCGGGUCUAUAUCCCAAAAUCGUACAAAAGCGGAGAUGCACUGUUGCCCCUUUACCUCAAUUUCCAUGGUGGUGGUUUUGCGCUGAUGAGUCCUGUGGGCGACGACAAGUUCUGCUCCGAGUUCGCGCAUGAAAACAAGGUCCUUGUGGUGAGCCUCGAUUACCCCAAAUCACCUGGUCACAAAUUCCCAGCUGCGAGUGAAGCAGCCCUUGACCUCGUCAACGCAGUCCUGGAGGAUGAAGCGCUACCAAUCGAUAAGAGCAAGGUCGCGAUUGGAGGCUUCAGUGCUGGCGGAAAUCUCGCGCUUUCGGUGUCUCAGUACGAAAGUCUUCAGGGAAAGAUUGGCGGCAUCGUUGCAUAUUACCCUCCAGUAGAUAUGACGACCCCGAUUGAAGUUAGCCUUGCAACAAGACCCAAGGAUGCCCCGCCCGAUGUCCUUCGCCAUGAUGCAGCGAUGUUCAACUGGGGUUAUAUCAAGCCAGAGCAGGAUUUAAGGGAUCCGUUGCUGAGCCCCACGUUUGCCCCGAGAGAAAAGCUGCCCCCCAAACUCUACUUCAUCGGAUGUGAACAUGAUCUACUUUGCAGAGGCGCGGAGAUUAUGGCUGAGAAAUUGGCAGAUGUUGGAGGGCCCGUGAGGACCGGUUCAGAUGACUGCUGGGAAAGGAAUGGUAUAAAAUGGGAGAAAAUUAUUGCCGAGGAGCACGCAUUUGACGUUGUACCUUCAUUCGGUGCUACGAAAAUAAGACGUGCUAAGCGUCGUGUUGAGAUGCAUAAGAGCGUCGCUGAAUGGUUGUUUCGGGAGGUCUAUCAUUGA
Molecule: messenger RNA, 1014 nt
Organism: Venustampulla echinocandica
Lineage: Eukaryota; Fungi; Ascomycota; Leotiomycetes; Helotiales; Pleuroascaceae
Exons: 2
Coding region: 1-1014 (337 amino acids)
Molecular function (GO): hydrolase activity
Source: RefSeq, a predicted model, not a curated record